Molecule: messenger RNA, 1392 nt
Organism: Miscanthus lutarioriparius
Lineage: Eukaryota; Viridiplantae; Streptophyta; Magnoliopsida; Poales; Poaceae
Source: the annotation of a GenBank genome assembly
AUGAGCUGCGUCCGGCCGCGGCUGCGGACGGAGCCAGAUGCGAUAGCGAUGCCCACCACCAUCUGCAGUUUGAGCAAGCAACAUAAAUGGAAGAUAGCAGCCUCUGUGAUGCUGUUCUCCGUGCUCCUUAUAGCAUUUGAUUCGCCAUUCAGGGCCUUUUUCAGCAAGUACCUCAGUUCCAUUGUACCACCAUCGGGAUCAUCACAUGACAGUGACACUACAUUAACCCAGGAGAAUCGAAAUUUAUCCUUGGAGCAUGCCACUAACCUGAGUAACAGCAAGGAAGGGAAACAGAUCGAACACGGCAUGUACAACAUGAACACCAGUUCGACAAAUGCAACUUCCAGUUGGAGCAUUGUGAAGGAGGAGUUCACAUUUCAAGCAGCUGGCCGCCCUUUCAAUAAUUGUCAUGCUUCCACCAUUGUAGAGAUUGAGAAAGACAAUUUUUUGGUCUCAUAUUUCGGUGGAUCCAUAGAGGGGGCUCCUGAUGUCAAAAUCUGGACACAGAGAUACAGUGAUGGCUACUGGCAUCCUCCAGUAGUAGCUGAUGAAGAAAAUGCGACGGCAAUGUGGAAUCCUGUUUUAUUUCAGCUCCCCUCUCGUGAGUUGCUUCUCUUCUACAAGAUUGGUGAACACCCUCAAAACUGGAGUGGUGCCAUGAAAAGAUCUCUCAAUGGUGGCAUGUCCUGGUUAGAGAGAGAGCAAUUACCACCUGGUAUUCUUGGCCCUAUUAAGAAUAAGCCCUUUUUGCUUGAUGAUGGGCGCUUACUAUGUGGGUCAUCUGUUGAAAGUUGGAGCUCUUGGGGUGCAUGGCUUGAGGUAACAGAAGAUGCUGGUCGGACAUGGAGCAAAUAUGGUCCUAUAUUCGUCCAAGGCGAGACACUUGGGGUGAUUCAGCCAGUCCCUUACCAGACCACCAACGGGACUAUACGUAUGUUGCUAAGGUCUUACCAAACAAUCGGCCGGGUAUGCGUGGCUGAUUCCUACGAUGGAGGAUUAAGAUGGACUUUUGCGCGCAAGACUGAGCUUCCAAACCCUAAUUCCGGGAUCGAUGGAAUCAAGAUGAAGGAUGGAAGAGUGGCACUCGCCUACAACACCGUCUCCAGAGGCACACUCAAAGUGGCCGUCUCCACGGAUGACGGCCUCUCAUGGCAAGAGGUGGUGACGCUGGAGAACACGGAAGGCUGGGAGUUCUCGUAUCCUGCAGUGAUCCAGACCAUGGACGAGCUCGUGCAUGUCACCUACACAUACAACCGGACGCAGAUCAAGGUAGCUUUGCUUGUUCCCCAUUUCGAUGAGCAACUGCAUGCUUUUGGUUUAGCCAUUGCCUUGUUUUGGGGCCUGCCUCAAAGCCUUGCAAUUUUGCAGCACGUGGUUCUUCAGCCCAGUUGA